This is a messenger RNA of Maylandia zebra (zebra mbuna), 2230 nucleotides long. Lineage: Eukaryota; Metazoa; Chordata; Actinopteri; Cichliformes; Cichlidae. The record is from RefSeq and is a predicted model, not a curated record.
CCAGGCCGUUGCUUCGGGUUAACCCUGUCAUUGAUGAAAUGGCAGAAAAGGUUAAAAAAUCUCUUCAAGAAAUGUUGUUGAGUUCAGCUGAACGAGCAGGACAUGAAGACGUGCUCUGCAGCAUCUGUGCAGGGUCAAAGGUCAGCGCCCAGAAGUCCUGUUUAAUGUGUUUAGUGUCCUACUGUCAAACACAUCUGGAGCCUCAUCAGAGGAUUUCAGCUUUGAAGAAGCACAAGCUGAUCGAUCCAGUUCAGGACCUGGAGAGCAGAAUAUGUCGGGAUCACGGUGAGCCUUUGGAGCUGAUCUGCAGACUGGAUCAAAGGUUUCUGUGUCGGUCCUGUAAAUGCAGUGACCAUAAAACACAUGAAACAGUGAGUCUGGAGGACGAGGCUGAAAUGAGGAAAUCCCAGCUGAGAUUAGAAAAUAACAGCAUGGAUCAGAUGAUCCAGGAGCGUGAGCAGAAAAUCCAGGAGCUUCAACAGUCAGUGAAGACCAGCAGAAGUAAAGCUGAGGAGGCGUUAUCGUACAGCAGGAAGGUGAUGACCGCUUUGGUGCAGCACAUAAAGACAGAGUUCACCAGACUGUCUGAGGCGAUCGAGACGAAGCAGGAAAUAAAUGAGACAGAGGCAGAAAGCUUUAUUGAUGAGCUGCAGGCAGAGAUUACACACAUGAAGAAGAAGAAGCUGCAGUUUCAUGAAGCUUCGCUCAUCAGAGACCCCUUCAGCUUCCAGGAGAACAUCCUCCCUCUUACCUACAAUAAGCCCCAGCUGCAGGACUGGUCUGCUGUGACUGUAACCAGUGACCAGUUUAUGAUUCAGGAGACCCUGGCCGAGCUGGAGACAGCAGUCAGAGAAGAAGUCAGCACGCUCUAUGAUAUAAACUUCAGAGAUGGGAAAGAACAAAGGAUCAGUUUGAUCUCAUCACCACAUGAAGACAUCGUCUCAGACAGUUUUCUCAUCAGGUCAGGACCUCCUGCUGUCUACCAGCUGAGACCGAAGAAACAGAAGACUGGAACUCUGGCAAGAAUGACUGUUGGAGAAAAACGUCCAAACAAGCCGAACAGAACCAUCUUACUGGUGGGAGAAACAGGAGCAGGAAAAUCUACUCUGAUCAACGCUCUGCUCAACUACACCAUGGGAGUGAAGUGGGAGGAUGAAGUCUGGUUUAUGAUCGCAGAGGAGGAGAGAAGAAGUCAGACAUCAGAUGUGAUGGUGUACGAGAUCUUUGGUUUUGAAGAUAAAACUCUGCCCUACUCUCUGACCAUCAUCAAUACUCCUGGAUAUGGAGACACCAGAGGGAUUGAACAUGAUGACAUCAUCAGUCACAGAUUAUUGGACCUGUUUCAAUCAGAGGAUGGGGUCCAUGAAGUUCAUGCAGUGGGUCUGGUGAUGAAGGCGAGUGUGAAUCGACUGAGUGAGCCAUUGAGGUACGUCUUUGAUUCAGUGAUGUCUCUGUUUGGAAAGAACUUGGAGAAAAACAUCAUAGCUCUGAUCACACACUCAGAUGGAAGCAGACCUGAAAACCCUCUUCAAGUUCUUGAAGCUGCAAACAUUAAAUGUGCCAAAAAUGAGGACAGUCAGCCUGUCCACUUCCUGUUUAAUAACUGCCAGCUUGAAGAGCGAAUGGAGGAAAACACAAUUUUUAGAAAUUCAUGGGAACUUACACAGACAAACAUGGAUCAUUUGACAAACUUGUUGGGAAAAUCUAAUCCUCAGAAACUGGUGAAAACAGCCGAAGUGUUAAAUGAACGAAUCAGACUGAAAGCCUGCAUCCAAAACCUGGAAGACAGAUUCGAGCUGGCUGAACUGAAACAGACAGAAAUCAGACAGAUCCGAGAAGCUCUGAAGCAGACGAAUCACAGAAAGAAAAUGGAAAUUGAGAAAUUAUUGAGUCUUUUGGAAAAUCUUGAAAAGGAAAUGAAAGUGCUGACAGCAGAAAAGGAAAAGUGGCUAAGUGACUCCUACCAGCAUGCUGUCAGACUGGAGGAAAUCGCUCUGAAAGCUGAUUCAGCAUCCACUGUUGCCCACUUGGACUUCCUGAUUGAGAAGAUGAAGGAGGAAGGAGACACGGAGAAGGUCCAGAAACUGGAGGAGAUGAGGAGAGAGGAUGGAGGAACCAAAGAAGCAGUGCAAGCUUAAACGAACACCAUCACCAACAUUGGGAGACUCUUCCUCUGGCAUACGUGAAACAUGUAAAGAAGCAUCAGGCAGAUGGUACUGAUGCUGCUACA